AUGCUCACUUCAGAUACUGCAAAAAGAGCUGUGGAAGGCAAAGUAUACAGUCCUUUCACCACAUCUGGUGGAACUUCUUCUGUAGCUGUCCCCACCGAUGAGGAACAGGUUACUGGACUUGAAUGGAAAACUUUAGAAGCACUGAAAAAGGGAGUGGUAGGUUCAGUGUGGAAUAAUUGUUUUCAGCUCCCUCAAAAAUUUUCUGAUCACAACACUCAUUUGCCUCAAGUCAACAACUCUGCUGUUAUUUGGUUCUGCAUGCACGAAGGCAGUCAUUGCUGCCCAUCCUGUGGUGCUUAUUACAAGCUGGUCCAUCAUGAACUCCCACAUUAAGAAAUGUUGCAUUUAAUUCUAUAUUUAUCUAACUGUGUAACUCUUGCUUUUAUCUUUGGUGUAUAGUAGAUUUCAUUUAAAAAAGAAAAAGAAAAAAAAAAGAAAAUUAUUCUAUCCCAGGUAAAUUAAGAUUUAACUGCACCACACAGCAGAACUCUCUCACAGAUUACUAUUUUUCAUAAAACUGAAGAUAAAUUUGUAAAGAUCCUACCUUUCCACAGGAAGGUGUCCACUGUGGUCUUCUGCUUUGUCAUGUCAACAAUAUAAAUUCAAUGAAACGUUCCAAUAAAUACAACUGAUAAGAUCGUUUGCGCAAAUUCCAUAAUGACCCAAGAGGGCUCCAAGGAUUCAUAGAAUCAACAUUUGCCUCUGGCAGGCAGAAUUCCCUUCACCUGGGGUGAAGGAAGGACAUAUCUUUGUAACAUACAUUCAAGAAGUAUGAAAUAUUACAUGACGUUAGUACCUGUGUAAUUUAAAAUAGUGCUGUGUGUUUGAAUUCUUGCUUAAAUAUUCAGUUGACUUACCUGUACAGUGGUAAGUACAAUAUAUACAUAGCCAGUGCUGCUACAUUUGCUGUGGUCAGCUCCAGCUUUGACGCGUGUGGGGGAAAAGGGUUACGUUGAAAGAUGGAGAAGUUUAAAAAAAAAAAUUGGUAUCAUUGUAUUUUUCCAUCUAUGUACUGAACUACUUUAUAAAUAUGUUUUAAAUACUAAAAUCUUUUUUUCCACUGCAGUAGCAAACACCGAUUUCUGCAUUUAAGCACACAUGCCAUUUUAAAGAUUGUUGGUUUUAAGAAUUAAUGUAAAUCCAUCAAGGAAAAAUUCUUCACCUCUACUACUUGUACAAUUUUAGCUCCCCUUGGAAUGAGGGAUUAAUUUGUGUUUGUCAUAUGAUAGACAGCACAACAGAAAUAUCCUGUAAUAUGCAAAACAGUCCUUCACUAUCAGAGAAAAGAAAUAUAGAUAUAAACGGA
Gavialis gangeticus (Gharial) is the source of this 1306-nucleotide messenger RNA. Its product is annotated as cytochrome c oxidase subunit 5B, mitochondrial. Gene Ontology annotation, cellular component: mitochondrial envelope. Gene Ontology annotation, biological process: mitochondrial electron transport, cytochrome c to oxygen. Bases 1 to 333 code for a protein of 110 amino acids. The record is from RefSeq and is a predicted model, not a curated record. The transcript is spliced from 4 exons. Lineage: Eukaryota; Metazoa; Chordata; Crocodylia; Gavialidae.